AUGGUCAAAAGCUGUCACUCCACCAAUAAUGUCGGUUCAACAAAAAGAAAUUGGGGUUCUUUCGCUGCUCCUCCUCCUGAAAUUAUUGACACUUCAACGGAACAAGAAACAGGGGACACUCCUCCUACUUCUGAAACCGUUUCCUCUCCUCAUGCACCUGCAUCAACCGACCCUCAUCCACCAGUUCCUGUAACUAGUCAGAUUCAACCAACUGAUGAAUAUACCUCAGCGCCUCUCACCGAUGAACGAGCAGUUGUUCAUCAGGAAACAAACCAGUUGGUCACCUCAGGUCUUACUGAAGCUUCUGAAAAGGGCGACCAGGAAGAUGAACCGGACACAGAAACAAUAUUUGUUCCAACUAUGGGAGCAUGGUCGAAACCACUCCGAUUCACCCCACCUCCAACACCUCCAGAACCUGCUACUCCUAAACUUGGAUUCACAGAAGUUGUAAAAAGCCAAAUAGCUUGUUUCUGGCCUACAAUAAAUGAGUCUAUUGUCAAGGGUCACAAGCAUACGAAGGAAAAAUUGGUGUAUCCGGUCCAAACAACCUCCCAAUUACCUAUGGAAAAAUUGCCACCUCCUGUGCUCAAGGAAGACGGUUCCCUCUGGUUUCCAUGGGCAGCCCGAAUGAAUCAAUCAUCUAGAAAUCUUUUCCGAGCUGCUGAACCGACGUAUCGACUAGAUGGAACUCCUCAGGUGACAAUUCCUUCUAACGUCCUUAGACUAGGACCUGAGAAUAAGGAAGAAUACAUUGUAGGACAGUUCCAUAGAUGCACUAAACCGCCUGGAGGUCUUAUUCAUGCUGUCUUGAAUAGAUUGUGGGAAAGGGAAUGUAAGAUAUCUUGCCGGAAAUUGGGAGAGUCGUCUCCGGUAGACUCGCUUAAAAUCCCUGAGAUUUCAACUCUCCCAGUCUGGGUCACCCUUAAGAAUAUCCCAGAUUCUUGCUACUCAAGAUUGGGUAUCAGUCAUAUAGCAUCAGGUUUGGGAGAGCCAAUGCUUACUCAUAGGCCUCGUUUAGAUCCAACAAGUAUGGGGGAAGCAAAAAUUUUAGUGGAGAUUGAGUUAGAUAAACCAUUCCCAAAGCUAAUUGCGCUUGAUGACAAGCAAGGCAACAUCUACUUGGUGGAAGUGGAGUAUUCUUGGAUUCCUAGUGCUUGUGAAAAAUGUGGAGCUCUUGGGCAUAAGGAAAAGAGGUGUCUACUACCUGCUAAGACUCUUGGAACAGCUCAUGUCACAAAAGAUACUCAGAAACCUAAUGAAGAGAUCCCAAUGGUGGAUAUAGUUAAGCUGUUGCAACAAUCCCCUGCUACCCCGGCUACCAACUUCGAUCAAAACCCAAGCUCUACUUCCACACACCAAUCACCUGAGACUCCAAAAAGGUCUUCGCCUACUAGUAAUUCUGAGGACCCCACUGAUGGACCUUCCUCCAAUGUGCACGAGGUACAUUUUAUUCCUCGUUCUAAGUCUGAUACUACUUUACCAUCGUUAGCAGUCAUUGUCGUUGCGCCAUCUGCGUUACAAAUUAUGGAGGAAACUUCAUCUCCCGUACACAUUAGAGAAGCCUCUCACACUUAUGAAACGGAGCAACAUUUUGGGGAGUUUUAA
Molecule: messenger RNA, 1605 nt
Organism: Brassica napus (rape)
Lineage: Eukaryota; Viridiplantae; Streptophyta; Magnoliopsida; Brassicales; Brassicaceae
Exons: 2
Coding region: 1-1605 (534 amino acids)
Source: RefSeq, a predicted model, not a curated record